Molecule: messenger RNA, 2108 nt
Organism: Capsella rubella
Lineage: Eukaryota; Viridiplantae; Streptophyta; Magnoliopsida; Brassicales; Brassicaceae
Exons: 4
Coding region: 88-1869 (593 amino acids)
Biological process (GO): regulation of monopolar cell growth
Source: RefSeq, a predicted model, not a curated record
GGAGCCGAAAAGCGGGAGAGAGUGAGAGAGUGAGUGUAACAACAACAAUUCACAACAAAGAAGAAUCGCCGGAAGAAGAAUGUGAAGAUGAUGAUGAUGGACAACGGUUUGCAAGAAGAGCAACAAGAUCUGGAGAAGCAAAUCGGUGGUUGCAUGGCCGGCUUCUUCAACAUCUUUGAUCGACCGAAUCUCAUCUCUCCGAGGCGUCUCUCUCUGAGCCCUGAAUCUGAUUCCCCUCUCAAGAGUGUCUAUGCUACUACCCCUGAUCCCUCCCCUCAUUCUCUCACGAGAUCCCCGCUUCCUCUUUUACAACCUUCUUCUUCUUCUUCUUCUUCUUCUUCCUCACCCUGGAGGUUCUCUAAAGAAGCUCCUCGCCUCUCCCUCGAUAGCAGAGCCGCCCUCGAUGCCAAGGGUACCCUCAAACCCAGACAGAUCCGACUGGACUCUGAUCCUCCCCAGCAUGACCGCGCCUCACCCAGCGUCAUCGCUCGCCUCAUGGGAUUGGACCCAUUGCCCCAACAGCAGCAACCUCUCCAGAGAUCCGCAUCCGAGUCCAGGCUCACCAGAGACUACAGGUUUGUCGACACCUUCACCUUUCUAGAUGAAAAGGGACCCCAAGAUCCCGCCGCCCGACCUCCUCCCUUACCUGUACGCCGGAAGUGUUUCUUCGACUCCGGUGAUUUCUUCCCUGUUGACAGAGUCCCCAAAACCACCGGAUCCCCGACCGAUCUCGAAACAUUCAAGCAACUUGUCGAAGCUCUUAGGCUGAAAGGGCUCUUACACUCUUCAAACAAACACCAACACAACAAGACCCCAAUCCACAUCAAGCCAGCCUCUGGCAUCAGAUCUAGACCCCCGAGCAAAGGUCCGAGUCCUCCUAAAUCUAAUAGGACGAGACCAACGGCAACGCCCAAGGAGCAGAGGAGAGUCUCUCCACUCCCUUGGCAGAGACCUCAACCUCUCCAAACGGCAACGCCCAAGGAGCAGAGGAGAGUCUCUCCACUGCCUUGGCAGAGACCUCAACCUCUCCAAACGGCAACGCUCGAGGAGCAGAGGAGAGUCUCUCCACUGCCUUGGCAGAGACCUCAACCUCUCCAAACGGGAUUUAGAGACGACCAACGGUCCACGAUUAUAUGCUCUCAAGAGAUGUGCGAGGUUGAUGGUUACAACAACCGACAAGGCAAAACCUUAUUGGAGAGAUGCGACAAGCUGCUCCACAGCAUAGCCGAGAUGGCGGCUGCUGAGGCCGGAGACUCACAACCGAGCCCCGUCUCGGUUCUUGACGCCUCGCUUUAUCACGAGGAGGAGGACUCUUCCCCAUCCCCCGUCAUGAAACGCAGCCUUGACUUCUCUGCCGAAUCGGAAGACGAAUCUUGGGGUGGCUCUAUCUCACCAUCGUCGGACUCUGAAUAUUUAUACAUCUCCGACAUCCUCCGAGCCUCACAUUGCCUUCCACAGGAGUCCGACAUCUUCUCCGUGCUGGAAAAGCAGCAAUACCUCCAAGGGAAAUGCGCCUCCGCUCAGCAAAGACGGCUCAUCUUCGACGCAGUGCAAGAGAUUGUUGGGCGGAGAAGGAGGUUGCCGCCAUGGAGGAUGGUGGGAGAGCCUGACAAGAUGCAAGUGUUCUGGUCCGAAUAUCAGAAGAUGAGAAAGAAGACCGAGGAAACGUCAGAGGACCUCGUGGGAUACGUCUGCGGGGUCCUUGCAAGAGAUCUAUCAGAGGACCGGUGGCGAGAUUGUCAGGUGGAAAUGUCAGAAGCGGUUCUCGACAUAGAACGCCUCGUAUUCAAAGAUCUCAUCGGUGAAACCAUACGCCAUUUGGCUAGUCUUAAAAGGUCCGACUCGCUGCGUAGGAGGCUACUCUUCUGAUAACAAAACUAGACUUACAAUCUCUGACCCCAACUGAAAGAGAUGCUUCUUUUUUUCUAUGUUACGUUCUUUCCUGGUGAUUUAUCCGUGCAUAUGCUUGCGACUUGGCGUCUGUCGUCGUCUGCAAGACAAAAUGCCACGAUCGACUGUUCUUUUUUUUUUUCUUUUUUUAAUUCUGAUUCAAUAUUGCUGCUACUCAUAUGUUUGGGCUAGAUUUUACGUUUGGACUAGACUUUACA